This is a messenger RNA of Debaryomyces hansenii CBS767, 894 nucleotides long. RefSeq lists its product as uncharacterized. The transcript has a single exon. Lineage: Eukaryota; Fungi; Ascomycota; Pichiomycetes; Serinales; Debaryomycetaceae. Gene Ontology annotation, molecular function: intramolecular lyase activity. The coding region runs from base 1 to 894 and encodes 297 amino acids. The record is from RefSeq and is a predicted model, not a curated record.
AUGUUUAGAUCAGGAUUCAUACAUAAUACUAGGUUCAAUUUUAGUAAGGUUACGACGAAGAGACUUUUUUCUUCUAGUGCAAGACCAAUUCAUUCUCUUAGAAUUAAAUCAUUAACUUUAGGCGUAUGUGGAUUUUCUGCAAUCACUGGAUUGGCUUUAUAUAACCAUAGACUUAUUGAAUUGGACAAUAAGAAACAAGAUAUUUCCCCCAAUAUUUCCAUAGCUGUUGAUUCAUCGAUUUCGCCUUUUCCGACCGCUUUAAUUAGUGCCAACCAAACCAAUCUUAAUACGGAUUUUCAAUUGCUUGGAUAUGGUGUUAGGUCUGUUACGUUUGUUAACUUCAAGGUAUAUGGAAUUGGUCUUUACAUAGCUAAUGACGAUGUGAAUAAAACUAAAAAAAUUUUGAGUCCAAAUUAUUUAUCAACCUUUGGCACUGAAAACCAUUCAUUAAGAGAAUUGUUAUCUGACCCUGAAUUUUCUGCCCAGCUUAUCUCAAAACUAUUAGAGGAAAAUGUAAGAUUUGCAGUUAGAAUUUCGCCUGUUAGAAAUACAGAUUUUAAUCAUUUGAAGGAUGGUUUAAUCAAGUCAAUCUUGGCUCAUCCAGAAAGUAAAGAAAAUAAGGAAAUCGUGAGUAAUGGAUUGGAAGAAUUAAGGAACGUGUUUAGCGGAUACAGAGGAUCGGUGCCAAAGAAUCAUGUCUUAUGGCUAGAAAUUUUAAAACAAGGAAGCUUAAGUAUUUCAUAUGAAAAUCCGGUCAAGAACGAAUUGACUAGUAUGGGACAGGUCAAAGAACCAAUUAUUAGUAAGCUUUUAUUUUUACAAUACCUCAGUGGUAAGAAACCAUUAUCGGAACCAUUAAGAAAAAGCUGUAACGAUGGAUUUAUUGGUUUAUAA